CCCGACGGCACCGGGAUGUGGGGGUGUAUUAACACGGUCCAUACGGUCAGAACCGAGCGGUUCAUCCGGAUCCGGAUGGUCUCCCGGUUCGGAACGUCGGAACGGCGCAACCCCGGAACGCAGCGGCUCAGCUCCGCCUGCGCCCGGCCCCGCUUUGCGCGCACCUUCCUGCGCCGGGACCACCGCUGGGUGCCGGCCAUGCUGCGCCCCCAGCCCCUUUAUGUCCUGCUGCUGCUGCUGCACGGCGGCCGAGCCGGGUCUCCGAACAACGGCACCGAGACCCCACGGGAGGCGGAGGGGAACGGGACGCGGACGGGCGGGGGGCUGCUGCCCGCAUCGGGGCUGCCGGUGCUGCGGAGGGCGGUGUUUGUGGUCAGCGCUUUAUCGGUGUUGGCAGCGCUUUAUUUUGUACUGAGGACGUUCCGCUCCCGGCCCGACGGACGCAGACGGGAACCCAGCGCUGCUUUCAGAUGGAAAAAACCCCAGAGGAAGAAGUACGGCUUGUUGAGCAGCUCCGAUGAUCGAGUGGAGAUGGCAUCGCUGGACAGCGAGGAGGACACGGUGUUUGAGACUCAGAACCUCAGGCGAUGAUUUGGGACCAUCGGCAGCACAGCUGUGCAGACCAAGAGAGGGCUGCUGGAAUCAUCGUCUGACUGGGGCUCCAGCUUUAUUACCUUUGAUAAUUGCUUCUAAUUAACAGCACAAACUUCGGUUGCUGGGGAGGGCAAAGGGGACCAAAACCUGUUUACUUCACAUCUUUUCUUUUUUGGGGGGGGGGGGAGAAGUGAAGCUGCAAAGGACUUCUGCAUUCAGUGCUGCGUGGGGUGAUGCUCAGGAAGAUGUAAUGGAAGUGACUCUGCAUUUGGCAUUGAGUGCUGUAGGACUUUGCCCACUGCCUGGCUGGGGCUUUUUUGGGUGCUCUGUAUCAGCAGCCCUGAGCUUGGCAGGCUCAGCUUUCCCUUCUGUGAUGUCUGCUCCAUUCUCUAUGUGCCAUCAGCUGCACAUCAGCUGGUGUUGGGGCAGCAGCAUUGCCUUAAGGACAGACAGGGGAGUUUGGGGAGGGAGCAGAGAGCUUAAGUCAUCCUGGGUGCAGCAAUGGGGGUGGUUAGCAGUGAGUGGAUGAUGCUAUAAAUCCCUGCGUGGGUUUACAAAACAAAGAGAUGUUUGCAAACAAAGUGUAUGGGAUGGUCUGUGGGGCUGUGCUGGUGUUCUGCACCCCUAACCUUAACUCUAACCCUGAGCUGCUGUGUAAGGGAUGGCAGAGCUGGGGCCCUCUCAGCUGUGGUUCUGGGUCUGCUCUGAUAUCAUCUCCCUUUGGAGAUGCUGCUGUGUCCCAUCAGCUCAGCAGAAGGAACAGCAGUUGUUUGGUGCUUGGGUUCCCUGUGGGGCUGAAUGUGGGGCUGUUAGAGGGUCAAUCACAGCUGAAAUGGUGGGAAUUGCUUUCCAAGUGCUUCUGUUUGCAGCUUUCAGCCCCGAAGGGAUGGGAUGCUGCGGGUUGGGUGGUGCCGGAUCCCUCAGCCCCACAUUAUAGUGCCUCUGUUGGGAGCAUUGCCUGCAGGAGUUCCCCCAGCACUGUAAUGCACUGAGAAUGCUUUGGGUUUAAUGGCUCCUAGUGCUGGGUUGAACCUCCUCUGUGGGUAAGGGAGGAAGCCACGCUUGCUAAAAAGAGUGGGGCAGAGGGGUGACUCCAUGGGGCAGCAGUGACAUGAUUUGCUGCAUCCCAGGGGCUGCUGCAGUGCAUGAUAUGGAUCAGAGCUGCUCCAAGGAUAGAAUGGGAUAUAAAUGGGAGUGUUGCAGGGCAAGUGCAAAACCCAGGGCAGUCAUCACAGGGCCCUGGGGGUCCCAUUGGAACAAGCAUCUUCCCAUCCUUGUAUUGUGUCCCUGCAGCAUGGAGUGACCCAACAGCUUCAAUCAGUGCAUGCCAACACACCAGUAACCCAACACAGGUCUAUUAGCAGAGCUCAGAACUGCUAAGAAUGGAUGGAAAUACACAGAUGCAAAGGGACACACGUUUGCUUUGAGGCCACUAAUCCAAUGGGCCCGGAGCUGUUGGGACCAAUGGGGUUGGAGUGAUGAUGGUGGGAUGCAAUGCUGCGCAUCCAUGGGGCUCCUGUGCACCACGAGCAGCUGCCGCAGAGUUUGCUGGAAACAAUCAGUGUUGUUUAAGCCAAAAACUGAUUUCAGAAGCCGACAUAAUUGCCUCUCUGAUCCUCUUGGAGGGCUGCAUCGAGUUCCUCUCCUCUGGAUAUCGAGCCGUGAAGCAAAUCGACUGGGGUUGUCUGCGGAUGUUAAUGAGAUCGACUGAGAGCGAGAUGAGCAUCGGGGGCUCUGUUGUUAAUAACGACCCUCUGUUUUGUUUCGUUGCUGCACGUGUGACUGGAAUGGGAUCCGCAGCAUUAGAGUGCUGGAGCCGGCCCUGUGGUCUGAGCAGAUUGCCAAGGAGUCAAUAAAACAGCACUCGAGUGCAUUGCGUUGCCUGUGCUCUCAGGAAAGAAGAGCUGGGCUUUCACCCUCCUUGCUCGACUUGUUGAUUUCUUUUUCAAUAGCAACCAGUCCCGUAUCGAU
Messenger RNA from Coturnix japonica (Japanese quail), 2565 nucleotides. RefSeq names its product family with sequence similarity 174 member C (gene FAM174C). NCBI's taxonomy places the organism in Eukaryota, Metazoa, Chordata, Aves, Galliformes, Phasianidae. The record is from RefSeq and is a predicted model, not a curated record. Gene Ontology annotation, cellular component: extracellular region.